Parascedosporium putredinis is the source of this 1590-nucleotide messenger RNA. The record is from the annotation of a GenBank genome assembly. NCBI's taxonomy places the organism in Eukaryota, Fungi, Ascomycota, Sordariomycetes, Microascales, Microascaceae.
AUGCCGAAGCCCUCCCGAACUCGUAUCCUAGAGCGAGAGGUUCAGAAAGACGUUCAUGAGAAAAUCCAAGGUGGCUACGGAAAAUAUCAAGCUGCUCCUCCUCCCGUAGAGUACGAUAAUGAUGUCGGUGGUGAUGACACGCCCGAUAACGUCACGGUAGCCUCAGCCUCCUAUAUGGGCGAAGAUGACCGCUUUGACAUGGGACCAUCGACUGGCCAUCGCAAGCGAAAGCGUGACGAUAUGCAGGAUGCAAUCGAGCAGCUUCACUCCGUCCAGGCCCGAAAACCGGCCCGAGCCCCCGCGAAUUUCCAACCCAAUUGGCCCAUUGACACGGAUGGUCACACCGCAUUGCACUGGGCCUCGGCUAUGGGCGAUGUCGAUGUGAUUAGACAGCUCAAAAGAUUCGGUGCCAACCUCACAGUAAAGAACGUUCGUGGGGAGACUCCCUUUAUGAGGGCUGUCAACUUCACCAAUUCCUACGAGAAGGAUACUUUCCCCUCUGUCAUGAAAGAACUGUUCGAUACGAUAGAUGCUCGAGAUCACUUGGGCUUAACCGUAAUCCAUCAUGCGGCUACUACCCGGAACGAACGGAUUACCGGGCAAUCAUGCUCUCGGUACUAUCUGGACCAUAUCUUGAAUAAGCUCAUGGAAACUCACGACCCCGCAUUCGUCCAGCAACUCAUUGACGCGCGCGACAAUGAAGGUAACACGGCGAUCCAUUUGGCUGCGAAACGAAACGCCCGCAAGUGCAUUAGGUCCUUGAUUGGACGUAACGCCUCCACAGAUAUCCCCAAUAACGAGGGCAUCCGCGCUGAGGAGCUCAUCAUGGAGUUGAAUACAAAGACGAAAGAGCGGGUGCCCCAGAGGUCAUCGUCGCCCUUUGGCCCUGAGUCACAACGGCAUACCUCAUUCCGAGAUGCGCUGGGAGGAGACCGAUCGAGCACAAAGAAGCUAGGGGCAUCCUACUCGUCAGAGGCUGCCAACACUGUCCAUUCGCGAAUCUCGCCUCUCAUCUUCGAUAAGAUACAGGACUUGGCUCAGGGUUUUGAGGAAGACUGGGCCGAAAAGGACGUUGCAGAGAAGGAGGCGAGACAGAUCCUCGCGAAUAACCAAAUGGAGCUAAGCAUUCUAAAUCAACAGAUUGCGGAAUUAGAGACUCAGCUGGAACCCGAAGAUGUGGCCAACAAAAUCGCCUCGGAAGCGAAUCGUGCAAAGUACGAGGUCCUUAGCCUGAUAACGCACCAGAACCGACUCCAGGUGCAAGCAGCGGUCGACCAAGACAUUAGCAUGGCCAACGGGGAUGCCGCCGACGAGCCCUAUGAGAUGAAGCUACAACUGGCGCGGGAGCUUUCCGGGCUCCUGAAGGACCUUAGGCAAUCGGAAUCGGACUACGUGGAGGCCCUCAGUAUGGUGGGAACGGGCGACAAGAUUGAGCAAUACCGACGCCUCCUCAAGAGGUGUCUGGAUCCAGUCGACGCCGAGACCCUCGACGCAAACCUUGACAGUUUGAUCGAGAUGAUGGAAGAAGAAAAAGAAGUUGUUGAUAUGGCGGGCCAAACCGGUGACGCCAUGGACAUCGUGGCAAUAUAG